CCCCUUUACCGGAGAGCCGGGGUCCAGAGGUGCGCCUGCCCCAGGAUGGGGGCAAUGGCUGCUCCCCUCGGGCGCGCCAUUUCCCAGGGGAGGGCCGCGUCCUCCGGGCCGGCGGUGCGGGGACCGCUCCCCAACGGCUCUGGGCAGAACCCCUGCUCGUGGAUGGCGAUCGCCUCAGCCCGCCAGCUGCCUGCCUUGGCUCCGAGACCAGGCGACGAAACGCGCACCCCGCCCCCACCGGUGCCCCGGCGCUGUCGCCCCAGUCACCUUCCUUUGCCCUUCUCCGACAGCACCUCGGGCUCGCUCCCUCCCGCUCUGGGCAAAAGCCGAGGAAACGAACUCGGUUCCCGGAGCCAGCUGGGACUGUGGAGAGGCGGCCAGAAUCCUCAACAGCUUGGAAAUCCAUCACCUUGGUUCCCUGAGACUUGAAGUAGGAACUGACAGCUGGCUGACAGAAAACUCAUCCAGGGAGAGAAAAGACACAAGUGAACCCUGCACCUCAUCGCCACUUUCUGUGUCACUUGGGGCCUUCAGGUCCUAAACUUCGUGGGUCCUGUGGAUGCUUUGCAUCCAGAAUGGACCUCUGAGUUGGGACCCAAGCUGUCGACAAUCCUAAAUUCCCAAGUUCCUGAGUUGCAGGUAUUGAUUUCUGACUUUUGAAGAUGGAUGAAGGUGUAGAAGUUUCACGUGAUGGAAAUUCCCUGAUCAAAGCCGUCCAUCAGAGCCGGCUUCGCCUCACAAGACUCUUGCUGGAGGGCGGCGCCUACAUUAACGAGAGCAAUGACCGCGGGGAGACGCCUUUAAUGAUUGCUUGUAAGAGCAAACACGUUGAUCACCAGAGUGUCAGUAAAGCCAAAAUGGUUAAAUACCUGCUAGAAAACAAUGCUGAUCCCAACAUACAGGACAAGUCUGGGAAAACCGCUCUGAUGCAUGCUUGCUUAGAAAAAGCCGGUCCAGAAGUCGUGUCUCUGCUUCUCAAGAGUGGGGCUGAUCUCAGCUUGCAAGACCAUUCUAGUUACUCAGCCCUCGUUUAUGCUAUAAAUUCAGAAGAUAGAGAGACCCUGAAAGUUCUGCUUAGUGCCUGCAAGGCAAAAGGGAAAGAGGUCAUUAUCAUAACGACAGCGAAAUCACCCUCUGGCAGGCACACAACCAGACAGUACUUAAACAUGCCUCCUGGGGAUACAGACGGGAGUCCUGCGCCAGCCACCUGUGCCACUCCUUCAGAAAUAGACAUAAAAACAGCCUCGUCGCCACUUCCAUAUUCUCCUGAAACCGAAAUGACACUUUUUGGCUUUAAAGAUCUGGAGCCCUCAGGAAGCAGUGAUGAUACACUGGACCCAGGCUCCCCUGUGAGGAAGCCUGCUGUGGCUCCUAAUGGGCCCAAGCUACCCCAGGCCCCACCCUGGAUCAAGAGUCCCCCCUCAUUAAUGCACCAGCACAGAGUGGCCUCUUUGCAAGAGGAGCUCCAGGAUAUUACUCCAGAGGAAGAAUUAUCCUACAAAACCAACGGGCUGGCACUUUCCAAGCGAUUCAUCACCAGGCACCAAAGCAUUGAUAUAAAAGACACUGCACAUUUGCUAAGAGCCUUUGAUCAGGCGAGCUCAAGAAAGAUGUCAUAUGAUGAAAUAAAUUAUCAAUCAUUUUUUUCAGAAGGAAAUCAACAAUGCAUUGAAAUCCCUGUUGACCAGGACCCAGACUCUAACCAGACAAUAUUUGCUUCCACCUUAAGAAAUAUAGUUCAGAAAAGAAACUCAGGGGCUAAUCACUACAGCUCUGAUUCCCAGCUCUCAGCUGGUCUAACCCCUGCAACCUUGGAAGAUGGCAAAGCAUUUAUAGGAAAGAAAAAGAUCCUCUCACCCUCUUCUUCCUUGUUGUCAGGGUCCAAAGAAUUGUUGGAGAAUAUCCCCCCAGGGCCCCUGAGCAGGAGAAAUCAUGCAGUUUUAGAAAGGCGUGGUUCAGGAGCUUUCCCUUUAGAUCAUGGUAUUACCCAGACCAGACCAGGAUUUCUACCACCCUUAAAUGUGAGUCCGCACCCUCCCAUCUCAGAUAUCAAUGUCAGCAAUAAGAUUUCCAGCCUUCUUUCUUGUGGUCAAAAAGUGCUUAUGCCAACAGUUCCUAUCUUCCCUAAAGAAGUCAAAAGUAAGAAAAUGUUGUUAAGGAGACAAUCAUUGCAAACAGAACAAAUUAAGCAAUUAGUAAAUUUUUAAGAGAUGGCUAGAAGACACAUUUUGAUCAAAUGUCUAUAUCAGAAAUAUAGAACUAGAGAAGAAAUCUCAAAUGUUCAUCCUUUUAAAUCUUGUAAUCAGUUAAUCCAUAAUGGUUAGGGAGAUCAAAAUGUACUGUGUAUCAUACUAAGUACUGUGAACACACAAAUAAUAUAUAGUUUCUGCUGAGGAAAUUCUCUCAAACAAAAUUAAAGCUAUUUUUCUCAAAACUUCCAAUAUUUAACAACCUUCAUGUCGUCCCAGUUUUUAAUUUAAACAAAAAUCAGCAAAGAACAAAGGUCACCUAUGUUGGAGAUAACUUAAAAAAUUUCAGAUUUGCCAAAUAUUUUAUUAGGAAACAUUGUGUUCAAGUCAAUAAGUUUCUUUGAACAUUUCAAAUCAAUAAAUAAGAAAGAUUCUAAUUUUCCAUGAGGUCAAAAGCAUAAAAGAAAACAUUGACAGUUAUAAAAUUUUCUAUGAUCAAUAAGCCUAAGCCACAAAGAAAGAAUGAACUAAUUCUUAAAAAAUGUUGACUGCAGAUGGGUGAAAAUCUAAUUAAAAUUUUAAAAGGUCAACCAUUAUAGUAGACUGGGCAGCUAAUACUCAUGUUGUCAGCUUCGUCAGUGUCAAAACGGCAGCUCCGAGUUUUACAAGCUAGUGACAACCGAGGCCAAGUGUCUGUGUGCUGUCUUUUGCUUUAUUUUGUUUUUUAAACAAACGUUCCUAUAACAUUAUCUUACGGAAUUCUUCUUUCUCCAUAUCUUUUCAUUCCUGUUAUUAUUUUUUGAAGCAUAUCCAUAGGUUCCCAGUAACAAGAUAAUAUAAAAGUUAAAAACGAUCCUCUUUACUUAUAUCAAAUUAUUCUUGUCUUUCUGAGAAAGAAAAAAGUUUGGGAUUUAUCACAAAUACAAACUAAAUGCUUGCUUUGUUUUAAAAAAGAAAAACUGAUUCUUAGAUUAUCUUAGGUUAGCUAAAAUUAAGAAAGCCAGUAGAAACUUAAUUACAAAAUAUACUAAAUAUUCACUCAAUAUUAAACAAUAUCUUUUUAUUUCUGAUAUAUAAUUAUUAGACAUUUAAAUAAUAAGGAUAUGUAAGGAUAAAUUCCCUAGUGUUACAUUCCAAUCAUCUAGUAUUUUAGGACCUGUGAAUAACUUCUAACAAAAUAAAUGAAUACCAUGCUACCAUCAUACAGUAUUAUAAAAUGACUAAAUUAUCUAUACGAUUUCAAAAUGUGGUGUUUAUAUAAAGAGUUCUUAUUUCAAUCUAGCUGUUUUACAACAAAGAAUAGAUCAAACUAUACAAAACCUGAGUGUGUUAAUUUGAUGAUUGUCAUAUAAAACUUUAUUUCUUCGCCUUCCAUCAGUGGAGGAGAUCCUAACAAUUGGCAUGAUGCUGUUCUGGGUAAUUUGAUAUAAGCACGUUGUGAUGUACAUAGUAAUUAUUUAAUUUUUUGUGGCUUUUGUUUGAAAAAAAAUAAUUGGAGGUUUUCCAUUUGAAGAACAUUAAUAUUAAUUACAUUAGAAAUAUUUUUUGAUUCAGAAUUUAGAAUUGUGCCUGAUGUUUAUAGGUAGCUAAACCCUUUUUUGCAAGUUUUAGUACUGAGAAAAGUACUUUGCUUUAAGCUGUGAGGAUACAAUUUGGAAGAAUAUGUAACUGGAUUAGUUCAUAAAAUGGUAUCAAUAAAGAU
Diceros bicornis minor is the source of this 3891-nucleotide messenger RNA. RefSeq names its product ankyrin repeat domain 34B (gene ANKRD34B). The transcript is spliced from 5 exons. Bases 663 to 2207 code for a protein of 514 amino acids. Gene Ontology annotation, molecular function: protein binding. NCBI's taxonomy places the organism in Eukaryota, Metazoa, Chordata, Mammalia, Perissodactyla, Rhinocerotidae. The record is from RefSeq and is a predicted model, not a curated record.